UGGAGACUUCCUCUGCAGCCAAACCCCGUGGUUGUGCAACAGCAGAGCAAAGAGAGCGCGUCCACCUUUAGAAUCACUCGCUCAGCAAGCAAGAAGAAGAACAGGGAGAUGGAGAAGGAAGAGGUGGAGGCAGAGAACAGAAGGAACACAAGAACCAAGGUGACGCCAAAACUGACCCCACACCAAGAGGAGACUUCUGGCCCCGCGGGUCGCCAUGACUCCCAGAGCAGCAUCCGCAGCAGAAAGGAAGGAACGCUGCAGAAGAUCGGAGACUUCCUGCAGAGCUCCCCCACGCUGCUUGGCACCAAAGCCAAGAAGGUGAUGAGCCUGGUGAGUGGUCGGGGUGAUGCAGACUCCGCAGCCUCCUCUUCAUCCUUCAGUCUGAGAGCCAAGAAGAACAAAAGGAAACUCUACAGGCCUGAAAUUUCCUCCCCCAUGGACAUGCCCUCACACCCAAUCAUCAGCAGAGAGCCAGAGGAGAAAGAGCGCGACCAACAGAUCUUGAAGCGGCGCCUGCGCUCCAGGAUCAUUAAAUAAUUUAUCUUCAUACAGUGCUGUACACAGUGCUUUGUUGUUUAAUGAAGGGAGCAUGUGGCUGCUUACAAAUCCAGCAUAUCUUUCUAUGUGACAAGGGCUGGAAAGCAAGUCGGUUUAUUUGAUCACACAUUCUCAGUAUUUAACUGUUCACAUAGUCACUAAUAUACAACUGGUUACUUGGCAAGGUGGCAGUUUAAGGAACCAACAUUUUGGGAAGUACAUCCAGUUGCUUUCCUGCCAAGAGUUACAUAAAGAUAAGUACUGUAUCACUCAUGUCUUUGUGUGAAGGCUAUUAGGUUGGUAUAAGACGGGCUGAGCCAGGCUCGCGGCCUCAUGUUAAGCUAAUCAAAUAGCCUCCUGCCUUGUCUUCUGUACUUAAUGCAAAGACAGUGUUAACCUUGUCAGACUUGGAGCUUUUCCUUUAAAAUGCUGAUCACUACUUUAAUCAACUUAUGGUUUUUAUAAAAUAUCUGGCUUUUCUUGUAUUAUGUCAGUGUUUACCACCCGAUUAAUGCCAGACCUGCUGCAUAAUACCAUUGGAUAAGCAGCAGUCUGAGCACCUUUCUUGACAGAAUGUUUCACAGACAGAAGAGGCUGACUUUAUUUUGAUGUGCAAUUUUCAUCCUGAAAUUUCUGGGAUGUUUUGGAGUUUGUUUUAAAUUAGUAUUGUUUGUGAAAAGCUGCAGACCACUACACCUUACUGUUUAAUUUUCUGAAAGUGGUGCCCACCUAGCUGCUGAUAGGGUUGAAAAUGUCUCAUUGUUCUGAACUGCUUAGUAUUUUCAUAUAGUCAGAUAUCAAAUGUCCUGUAUUAUGUAGUUUUUCCAGGCAUAGACAUGAACACUAAACUCCUGCUGCACUUUAUCUCUAAGAAUAAAAGAGGAAGAACAACAUGUCAAAAGGUUUUGUACACAGAAAAUAAAUCUAGCAGUGGUUCUACUACUUGUCACUAAGACACCUUCACUACUAGUUCAGCUCAUUCUGUUUCCGAUGAAGGAUUGCUCAGUAUUUCUCUUUUGUAAAAUACAUUAAAGAACACAUUGCAUGCUUUUCCU
Messenger RNA from Monopterus albus (swamp eel), 1592 nucleotides. RefSeq names its product kinesin-like protein KIF20B. The record is from RefSeq and is a predicted model, not a curated record. Bases 109 to 537 code for a protein of 142 amino acids. The transcript has 5 exons. NCBI's taxonomy places the organism in Eukaryota, Metazoa, Chordata, Actinopteri, Synbranchiformes, Synbranchidae.